ACAGCUGAUGUUCAUGGCCAUAGUACUCUUCGAUCUGGAGCGCCGCAUACUUUCGCUGAUUUUUGUGCUUAUACAUCCGUCUCACUUCAUAUUCCGGAGACCCGGCUUAUGUGCGGUCCUACCGCGAGAAUUUUCCGGUCGGCUCUGAGAAUGUCACGCGUGGAUUUCCCAGCAUUGUUUUGCUUCGGCGAUUCAUUGACCCAGCGUUCCUUCAAUACCGAGGACGGUUGCUGGGGUGCCAUGUUGGCAUCCAGAUAUCAGAGGAAAGUGGACGUGCUGAACAGAGGAUUCAGCGCUUACAAUUCCGAGCAGGCUACUUGCCUCUUGCCGAGACUCCUCCCAAAAGGAGCUCCAGCUCCCUACGUCAUGCUCAUCUGGUUCGGUGCCAACGACUGCUGCGUUCCGCAAGCCCCACAGCAUGUCCCGUUGGACGACUAUGAGUCGAAUUUGAAGUCCAUAAUGAAUCACGCCGCGACCGUCGGAAUACCCAGAGAGAGGGUGGUCCUCCUGACCCCUCCGAAGUACGAUCACAAGGCUUGGGUCGCCCACAAAGCUAAGGAUGGUGUCUUGGAGAGCCAAGUGGGUCGCGGAGAAGAUUUGUGCGAGGAUUACGCUCGACGUUGCGCGGAAGUUGCUUCUCGUAAUGGGACUCUGCUGGUGGAUGUCUGUGCUGCUAUGAAGGCCAGAGAUGAUUGGCGAUCGUUGAUGCUGGACGGUCUUCACUUCAAUGUCGAUGGAGCGAAGUUCAUCGCCUCGCUCCUGGCCUCGGUUCUCGAUCCGAUCAUUGAGAGCCUGCCUUGCAUAUUCCCCGACAAAGAGCAGAUAGACUUCUCGAACGUUCGAUCGCAAAUUCAGCAGUGGAUCCCUUGAGCUCCGGGCUUGGGGAGAAUGAUGUGGGUCGCAUCCGAUCUGUACAAGAAGCCGAAAAUCAUCUCGUCGACCUCGAGGAUCGAUCAUAUCGCUCAAGCGAGCCACGUUGUCUCGAAAUCGAGAUCCACUCAUCGGACACCCAAUAGAGAUGGACGACGGGCUCAACUCACGUCAUGGAUCGUGAAUAUGAUUCGGAAGAAAAUCAUAUCCUUGUGAGAAAGGCCUCGACUAUGAUCUCAUUCACGGUCGAGAUCACGCCGCUGCUUUAGAUUUUGUCAAUUACGCCCGUCGCUGAUGAUGAGCCUCUCCGCCGAGCUCUUUAGAGUGCUUUCACAGAGGUGUCUAGACUCUGACCGCAACUCGCUGGUGGUCGAAUUAUUACAGACCCGAAAGGGGAUGCCACGCGAUGCUCCAUAUAGGAGAAUAACAGCUCGAGCACUUUAGAGCGGUGGGAGGGGGCAGAAGGAGGCUCAUUCGCGCGACGAAUUCAAUCUGAAGCUCUUGCUCGAUAACUUAUCAAUAAAUGAG
Molecule: messenger RNA, 1398 nt
Organism: Galendromus occidentalis (western predatory mite)
Lineage: Eukaryota; Metazoa; Arthropoda; Arachnida; Mesostigmata; Phytoseiidae
Product: isoamyl acetate-hydrolyzing esterase 1 homolog
Exons: 5
Coding region: 109-870 (253 amino acids)
Source: RefSeq, a predicted model, not a curated record